AUGGACGCUGGAAGGGAUGUGGCUGUUCAGGUUCGCGACCUGCUCGGCUGCUUGUACGCCAUCGUCGAGAAGAAGGACCCGAACGCCCGGCAGGCGCUGCUCAAUCCUGCACGCGGCGUCGCCAAGGCAGUCAAGGACUUGACGGGAUGCGCCGAGUUGCUGAAGGCGACACGUGGCAGGCCCUCGGAUCCGACGGCCAUCGCCGAGAACGAACUGCUCGGCGCCGCCAGCGCCAUCGAAUCGGCGGCCGUCAAGUUGGCCGAGUUAAGGCCACGCCCACAGCCGAAGGUCGACGACAACCUGACGUUCGACGAGCAGAUCCUCGGCGCUGCUGUCGGUGAUGAACGCCGUGCAGACGCUGGUCCGGAGCGGCUGGGAAUGCAUAGCGCGAGCUCGUCGCCCAGGGAAGAC
Molecule: messenger RNA, 411 nt
Organism: Mesorhabditis spiculigera
Lineage: Eukaryota; Metazoa; Nematoda; Chromadorea; Rhabditida; Rhabditidae
Source: the annotation of a GenBank genome assembly